AUGUUCGACGUUGUUGUGGUUGGCGCUGGUUUCAGCGGUCUCCAAGCAGCUUAUUCGUUGCAGCAAGCUGGUCUGUCCGUUGCAACAGUGGAAGCUCGCGAUCGCGUCGGAGGCAAAAGUUGGAGUGUCAGUCUCUGUAGUAUUGAAGGGACGGCUGAUUUAGGUGCUGCCUGGGUUAAUGAUACCUUGCAGCCUAGGAUUUGGUCCUAUAUCAAGCUCCUUGGGCUCAGUGACUCAGUAGUAAGCCAGAGACUGGGCCACAAAGGGGUUUUCAUACAAGAGAAUGGCGAAAGAAGCCUUUUCGAUUUUGGUAUGGCUCCGGAUGUGAGUGGCAGUAUUGAUGAGCCCGAAAAUAUACUCACGAACUUCUUGCUAACCACCCUCCACAAGUUUCCUACCGCGGAGAAAGCAACAUUCGAACGCAUACGCAAUCAUAUCCAAGCUGAAUCAUUGAAGCCCAAUGGCUUGCGACCAGAGGACGACGGCAUCUCGCUCGACCAGUACUGCCGUAAUCUUGGUGCCGGUUCCUUGACAUUGUCCAUGAUCAACCUUUGGGUUCGUGUUAUGCACGGUCUCGAAUCAACUGAGGAGUCAGCAGCAUGGUUCAUAGACUAUUGCCGGUCUAAUCGCGGGCUUUUCGCCGUCCGUGCUGAUGAUUGCACUGGGGGGAACUACUUGCGACUUCCACAAGGUACUCAAGCCAUCGCAAAAGGUAUUGCGGGCCUUAUACGGUAUGAAAAUAUAAGCCUAUCCCAGCCGGUAGCUUCCAUCGAGGACAAAGGUUCUCACGUCGUCGUCACUACGGCAGCAGGCAAGGACUUCAAAUCCAGGAAGGUGAUCGUUUCUAUCCCAAGCAGCAUGUACAAGGAGAUUGACUUCUUACCUGCCUUACCCCCACGUGUGCAGGAACUAGUCUACUCCAACAGGCUUGGACACUACAACAAGGCCAUAGUCUUCUAUAAAACACCGUGGUGGCGGGGUCUGGGCUUCAACGGUUUUGCAUUGAGUUACAAAGGCCCUGCUUGCGUGAUCCGCGAUACCAGCGUUGACGAUCACGGCAUAUGGGCGUUAACAUGCUUUGUUAAUGGCCGUCCAGGCGAAGAAUGGAGUAGGCGAAAUGCAAAAGAGCGCAGGAAGGCUAUCCUGGAUGAACUGGCCGAGAUAUUUGGGAUGAGUAUCGAGUCUGAGUGCUAUGAGCCACUCGAAUUCCGUGACCAGAUCUGGCAACACGAACAGUUCAGUCGUGGAGCACUUUGCCCGGUCCACCAGAUCGGGAACUACACGAAGUUUGCUGACGUAUAUGGAAAACCGGUGGGUAAUAUCCACUUUGUUGGUACUGAGUUUUCUAAGGACUGGAAAGGAUAUAUGGAAGGUGCCUUGGCCUCUGGUGAGCAGGGUGCCGGUGAAGUCAUUCGUGCUUUGAAGGAGAGCACCACUGGGCUGUAA
Molecule: messenger RNA, 1446 nt
Organism: Neoarthrinium moseri
Lineage: Eukaryota; Fungi; Ascomycota; Sordariomycetes; Amphisphaeriales; Apiosporaceae
Exons: 1
Coding region: 1-1446 (481 amino acids)
Molecular function (GO): oxidoreductase activity
Source: RefSeq, a predicted model, not a curated record